CGUCGAAUCAAAGGGCUGUACGCAACCUUUAUCGGUGACGUUUCAGGAAACCAGCACUUUCUGAAACAAUAUUAUAUCCGAAUAAAUCCAUUUGACCGUUAUAGUACAGACAAACGCUAUAGUAAAUCAAUCUGCAAUGGAAACGUGUACUCUUGUAUCGAUGUCCAUUCUGCUUGGUGUCCUUGUCAGAUGGGGAGUUUCAUUCAAUUCAUAUUCAGGUGCAGGUAAACCACCAAUGUUUGGAGACUAUGAGGCACAAAGGCAUUGGCAAGAAGUGACGUACAACCUGCCCAUACAGGAAUGGUAUUUCAACACGACUGAUAAUGACCUGAACUACUGGGGUCUUGACUACCCCCCUUUGACUGCCUUCCAUAGCCUGCUAUGUGCUCAUGUAGCUAAGCUGAUCAACCCUGAAUGGGUGAAGCUGCUGGGAUCCAGAGGGUACGAAAGCCCAGCACACAAGCUGUUCAUGAGGGCCACAGUUCUUGCUGCAGAUCUGCUGGUCUACAUCCCUGCCGUGGUUUUAUACUGUUGUUACCUUACCAAUGGCUCCACCAAUAAGAAGGUCGGCACCUUGCUCUGCAUAUUGCUCUACCCAGGACUCAUACUCAUCGACUAUGGCCAUUUCCAGUACAAUGGGUUGAGCCUGGGCCUGACCCUGUGGGGGGUGCUGGGACUGGGUCUGGGCUGGGAUGCCCUCGGUUCCCUGGCCUUCUCUCUGGCACUCAACUACAAACAGAUGGAACUCUACCACGCCCUGCCCUUCUUCUGCUACCUACUGGGGAAGUGUGCCCGACAGGGCUUAACAGGAAGAGGGCUGUUCUCGCUUGUGAAGAUCGCAGUGACAGUGUUGGUGACCUUUGCCCUCUGCUGGCUGCCCUUCCUGUCUGACCCCGAGCAGGCCUUGCAGGUACUCCGGAGGAUCUUCCCUGUUGCAAGAGGUCUCUUUGAGGAUAAGGUGGCAAACGCAUGGUGCAGCCUAAACGUCCUGAUAAAGAUCCGCUCCAUCUUGUCCUCGGACUCUCAGUUCUACCUAAGUUUCGCCGUGACUCUUCUAGCCAUCACACCCUCCUCACUGAAGCUUCUGAAGACGCCCACGUUCUGGCAGUUUAAACUGGCUCUGGUCAAUUCCUCUUUGGCCUUUUUCCUCUUCUCCUAUCAAGUCCACGAGAAGUCCAUCCUCUUAGCUGCCCUGCCGGUCUGCCUCCUGCUCAACGAUCUGCCCUUGGUGGCCAUUUACUUCCUCCAGGUCUCCACGUUCAGCAUGUUGCCGUUGCUACUAAAGGACGGCUUGCUGAUGCCCUAUGCAGUGACCUCGCUGGCCUUCCUCGUCCUCAGCACCCACCUGCUGUCUGCGCUGGAGCGCUGCACAGAGGCCCAGCUCCGGCUGGAGGGCUACCGCAGGCUGGCCGCGUGGCUGCCUGCAUGGCUGCCACGUCUGGACCUGGCCCGCAUCAUCCGCCGGAAGUUUUACAGUAGUUUGGUGUUGAUGGUGGGUCUGAGCGUGGCUAGUGUGGCGCUGCCCCCUCCAGCAGGGCUGCCUGACCUGUUUCCUGUGCUGGUGUCUACCUUCUCCUUUCUCCACUUCCUGGGAACAUUCAUCUACUUCAACAUCGUCCAGCUCAGCACGCCGCAGGGCAAACAGAAGACCUUGUGAAACUGGUGAAAGUUAGGCGACCCGUAUGGCACGAUCAUGCUUCAUGAAAAAGAGUUGACGUUGGGGACUGGAAGGGCUUGAGACAUUGUUUUAACUCGUGUGGAUCGACCACAAGCAUCAUGGGACUUGUAGUGCUCGCAGUUCACCAAUCGAGUGGCAAUCUAUACUUCAUUGCAUCCUUUUUGAAUUUUUGUGUUUUCUAUUUUUUACCAACUAUUAAAAAUGUGUCUUUAGAACGUCA
Molecule: messenger RNA, 1898 nt
Organism: Gadus morhua (Atlantic cod)
Lineage: Eukaryota; Metazoa; Chordata; Actinopteri; Gadiformes; Gadidae
Gene: alg6
Product: ALG6 alpha-1,3-glucosyltransferase
Exons: 14
Coding region: 137-1657 (506 amino acids)
Biological process (GO): dolichol-linked oligosaccharide biosynthetic process; protein N-linked glycosylation
Cellular component (GO): endoplasmic reticulum membrane
Molecular function (GO): dolichyl pyrophosphate Man9GlcNAc2 alpha-1,3-glucosyltransferase activity
Source: RefSeq, a predicted model, not a curated record